Messenger RNA from Trachymyrmex cornetzi, 594 nucleotides. Its product is annotated as putative nuclease HARBI1. Bases 112 to 594 code for a protein of 160 amino acids. The transcript has a single exon. Lineage: Eukaryota; Metazoa; Arthropoda; Insecta; Hymenoptera; Formicidae. The record is from RefSeq and is a predicted model, not a curated record.
GGUGUAGGAAGAGCAACAGCUUUUUGAGCAUUACGACGAGUGACAUACGCUCUUCAUUGUGUCGCACCUCGUUUUAUCAAAUGGCCUAGAGAUCAGGUUGCUCUAAAUGUAAUGGAGCGAUUUCAAAGAUCAUGUGGCUUUCCCAAUAUUAUUGGCGCUAUUGACGGCACUCAUAUAAAAAUCCGAGCUCCUACUGAAGAUUCAAACUCUUACGUCAAUAGAAAAGGUUUUCACUCCAUUAACCUUCAACUUAUUUGUGAUUCUCGGGAUUUAUUUACACAUUGCUAUGCUGGGCAGGCAGGCUCUGUCCACGAUGCCAGAGUUUUUCGGAACUCAUCUGUAGCUGGAUUUCUCGAAUCACCCGAGCAAUAUUUUCCAAAUGAUUCUCAUCUAAUUGGAGAUGCUGCCUAUGCCAUUCAUCUGCAUUUAAUGGUACCAUUUCGGAAUAACGGACAUCUAACACCUCGGCAAACAAAUUAUAAUUAUUGUUUGUCAUCAACAAGGAUGGCUCGAGAAGGGAAUAGGGCAACUGAAAAUUCGUUUCAGAGUAUUAUUAGAUUGCUUGCAGUUAACAGAUAUUUAAAAAAUCCCUAA